This is a messenger RNA of Phymastichus coffea, 1617 nucleotides long. RefSeq lists its product as uncharacterized. Gene Ontology annotation, cellular component: nucleus. Lineage: Eukaryota; Metazoa; Arthropoda; Insecta; Hymenoptera; Eulophidae. Gene Ontology annotation, molecular function: zinc ion binding. The coding region runs from base 251 to 598 and encodes 115 amino acids. The record is from RefSeq and is a predicted model, not a curated record. The transcript is spliced from 2 exons.
CGCACUCUACCAUCAGACACAUCAGACCAGCUGGUGAUGGCUCUCGAUCUUGGAAUAGUAUACAGUGUGAAAGUUUCAUACUAAUAGUAACAAACAAAUCCAUCGACUUAUUCAUAACUUUUAUGUUUUUUCGUUUCGUAAUCGAAAAUUAAAUGAUUUUAAUAUCUGUGUGAUAUUUGAUUCGACGGUGCCCAUUCUGCAGCUAUAGUUUUUAGUUCAAAAUUUACAGUGAAAAUAAAAAUACGAAAAAAUGGGUAGUACUGACAAGGCUGUGAUCACUGGUUUCAUAUGCAGACUCUGCAGCAAAAUGAAUCGAUUUGUGAUUCAUAUUUAUGGAGAGGAAGGCGAAAGGAUGAAGUUGUCUGAGAAAAUCAACAGUUAUCUUCCAAUAAAUGUGGAUCCUAAUGACCAACUGCCGAAAACUGCAUGUUUGGAAUGCAUUGAAAAGUUGGAAGCACAUCAUGAAUUAAUGAAGCAAUUUUUAUUUGCUAGGCGGAAACUUAGUAAUGAAAAGAAAUCUACAUCAAUAUCUUCCUCUACUAAUUCAUCAGCAGCCAUCGACGCAACAGCUACAUCAAGUAGUCCACCUCCAUGUUGACAUCAAUUUAAUAUUAUAUACAUUUUUAAUGUGUUGAAUAGAUUUUGAUUAAUGGCUUGAGAGACUUAUCAUCUAAACAGUAAUUGAUCUACAUCAGUGAUGUUGUAAUUUACCAUUAUUGUACUUUUUAAAACUGAUUCUUAAGCUAAUUUUUCUAUAAUACCUGUCGACCCCAAAGAUUGGAUUAUGGAAUGGUAUUACAGAUUGAAUAGAUGUGCUGCAAUCAAUUUACAAAUCAAAUAUAUAGCAUAAUAAAUUGUUACAAAUGACAUUUGAAAAUGAUUGUUUUAUGAAAAAUCAAUUUACAGAUAAAUAUAUUAUUGAGUUUGAGCUGAAUUGAACUUUGAAUUUUUAAUUUUUUUUAACAGAGACUAAUCAAUAGAGAACUUGUAAGAAAAAGCCUUUUAGUCAAACAUGCAUAUUUUAUAUAAAGACUUCAUUUGUACAAUUAUAUGUACAGAUUUAGAGUGAGAGUUAAAAUCUUGUAUAAUUUUAAACUCACAAGAUUUUGUUAUUUUCACUAUAUAUUGUUGUACAGACAAACCAUUUUAUAAAUGAAUUUAAUUACCUUCAAUAUUUACAAAACUUUUCAAUGCUCUUCUACAGUUUGUAAUGCUAUUGUAGGCCUAAUUAGAUAUUAUUUUAAAAAAUUAAGCAAUUAAUUACAUACAAAUGUGUGUACAUUAAUUGAAACAUUAUUAGGUGUGAACUUCUGGAAAAGUUCUAUGAACUAAGAAGCCUAUCAAUAAUUUACAUAAGUAUAAUUUAUUUAUUAUAGGUAGAACUGACAAGGAAAGAUAAUUUGUCAUUGUUUCAAUAAAAUAAUAUACAGUACUUCUUAUUAACUCGAGACACUCAUUGAUAUCUACAGCCGACCAUAAUAUACAGUAUAUGGAGAAAAUCAACCAUUACAUCCUUUCAACUAUUUGACUUAACCAGAGAUAUAGAUUGGUACUCUAACAAAAUAUAUCUUCGAUGAAUUUUACUAAUUAUUACGAAAGAUUCUGUUCAGACAGUUU